This is a messenger RNA of Astrephomene gubernaculifera, 1376 nucleotides long. NCBI's taxonomy places the organism in Eukaryota, Viridiplantae, Chlorophyta, Chlorophyceae, Chlamydomonadales, Astrephomenaceae. The record is from the annotation of a GenBank genome assembly.
UGAGGUUAACCUUCAAGGGCUAUAAGCGCUCGUUGACGGGACGCUGACUUAACUGUUGCACAGUUGCAGCGAGCAGCUGCAUCCCCGGCGUUGAGCGACGCUUAAUUGCGUACAUCCCCCUUCAAGGAUUAACAAUGAACACUUUGCUUUUGUCUGUACCGGCAAUCGCGCGUGGUUUGGCCUCAUCGCAGCUACGACACGGUUUGCAGCUCCGGGCCCUCAGCAGCCUCAAGGCGAAAACGCUGUCGAAGGACCAGCUGCCACUUCACACUGGAAGGCCGCGCUUAGUCGUACUGGGCUCCGGAUGGGCUGCCGCGCGCUUGCUGCACGACAUCGACCCCAAGCUGUACGACAUAACGGUGGUCAGUCCCAGAAACCACAUGGUGUUCACCCCACUGCUCGCCUCCACCACGGUGGGUACGCUGGAACCCAGAUCCGUUGUCGUACACUUGUUCGAGCUCCAACCCGCCCUGUCCGCACCCGCAAACGCCAUCUACAUUGCAGAGGCCCAGUCAGUGGACCCCGCCGCUCGCACCGUGAGCUGCCGCAGCGCUGACGGCCUGGCGUUCACUUUGCCGUACGACAAGCUGGCCAUUUGCACCGGAUCGCAGGGCAGCACCUUUGGUAUCCCCGGCGUGCAGCAGCACGCGCUCUUCCUGCGUGACGUGGCGCAGGCGGACGCCAUCCGGCAGCGGCUCAUUGACAACCUCAGUCUGGCCGGCAUUCCGGGUCGCCGUUUGGAGGAGUGGCAGCGGCUGCUGCACGUUGUGAUCGUUGGAGGGGGACCCACCGGGGUGGAGGUGGCGGGGGAGCUCACGGACUUCAUUCACAAGGAGCUGCGGAACCUGUACCCAGACCGAGCCCGAGCCAUGAGGAUCACGCUGGUGGAGGCGCGGGAGCUGCUGGGCACCUUCGACGCCUCUCUGAGGGAGUACGCGGCGCGCAAGCUCAUGCGGAGGGGGGUGGCGCUGCGGAAGGGAGUGGUCCAGGAGCUGACGGAGCGGGAAGUGGUUCUCAAGGACGGCGCUGUGUUGCCGUACGGAUUAUGCAUUUGGAGUACGGGAGUGGGCCCCACGCCCUUCAUCCUGUCGCUGCCCUUCGCCAAGACGAACAUGGGUCGUCUCGCAGUGGACGGCUUCAUGCGAGUGCUGGCGCCCCCCGUCUCUGAGGGGGGGCAGGGGGGGCAGCAGCAGCAGGCGGGCGGGCAGACGCUGCAGGAGGGGCAACCGCCGGAGGGAGCCAUGCAGCAGCAGCAGCAGAGACCGCAGGCCUCCGGUCCUGGUCCGGAAACCGUCCCCGGUAUCAUGUCUCGCGGUCCGGGCGCUCCCUCCCCCUCCUCCCCCUCCCUGGCGCCCGUGCCCGAAGUGUACUCGCUG